CAGCUCUGCACUGGCACAGUUCAGGAAUACUUUGAGCUAGAUCAACGUAUUACCUUAACACACCAAAGAAUAGAACAUAUAAGACUGAACCAACGAAACGGAGAAACAGUAGACACAAACUAAUAGAAGAUAUCUAGAAGACGAAAUAGAAGAAAAACCUCAAGAUGUUCACCAAACUAGUCAUUCUCGCUGUGAUCGUCGUUGGAGCGAACUGCCGAUACCUGACAGUGGACGUGAUGCCGCAAAAAUACAUCGUGGACAGCGCGCUGAUACAAGAAAACGAUCUAGAAGAUCUUUACUCCGAACAGGAGUAUGAGAGCGUCAGGCCGGUCCACAUACGGCACAGAAGACAGGCUGGCAUGAUGAACACCAACCCUGAUGGCUCAGCCAACGUCAUGGCCAAAUUCCCCUUGGCUGGUAACGAUAAGAACAUCCUGAGUGCGAUUGGCGGAAUCAAUGGCGCUAAAGACGGUGGCUUCAAGGCCGGCUCAGCGGGAUUGGCUUUGGAUAAUGUCAACGGCCACGGUCUCUCGCUCACUGGCACCCACCUUCCCAACGUCGGCAACCAGCUGACCGGAGCUGGCAAGGUCAACAUGUUUCACAACGACAACCACGACCUCACCGCCAACGCGUUCGCAACCCGCACCUUCCCCAGCAACCCCGCUAUACCCAACUUCAACACCGUUGGUGGGAGCAUGGAUUAUAUGUACAAGAACAAAGUGGGUGGUUCCCUGGGCAUGUCCCACACGGACCUGUUCAAGCAGACCGACUACUCCGCCAUGGGCAAGCUCAACCUGUACCGCAACCCCACAUCGUCCCUGGACUUCAGCGCCGGUGCCAGCAAAUCCGUCUCCCCGUUCAUCCCGCGCAGCUCCUGGCAACCAUCAGCUGGGUUUUCCUUCACCAAGUAUUUUUAAGUUCUAGUCCGCCUAUUAAUAAAGCAAUUUUGUCAAGA
Messenger RNA from Aricia agestis (brown argus), 955 nucleotides. Its product is annotated as attacin-like. Gene Ontology annotation, cellular component: extracellular region. The record is from RefSeq and is a predicted model, not a curated record. Gene Ontology annotation, biological process: defense response to bacterium. The coding region runs from base 165 to 917 and encodes 250 amino acids. The transcript has 3 exons. NCBI's taxonomy places the organism in Eukaryota, Metazoa, Arthropoda, Insecta, Lepidoptera, Lycaenidae.